GUUAACGGAUGUAAAUAUUUCAUGCCCCUUUGAUAACAGGCUUACAGGUUGUGAGAGCUACCAUUUCUUCACUGAUCAUCAAAUUCUCAUUCAUUGAUUGGGCUUUGAUCUCGUGAUCAAUAUUUAGAUGUGACAGCACGCUUCCCUGUGAUAUUGUUGUAGAUAUAAUACAAUCUGAUAUACUAGAUUAAUUCUAAUGGUGACCCACCCUCCACGCAAAUUCUGAUGGUGGAAAUAAAUUGGAUUGUUUUGGUCAAUAUGGAAGUAAAGCGACAAGGAAAAUCAGCUAAAUGCAAUGUUGUGCUUGGUGGUCAUAGUUUGAAUGAUAUGUACUUCAAAAUAAGUGGGCAGCUGGUGGAGUAGUUUUUAAGGAUGGAAAGGAAAUUCAUUAGUCAAUGGAAAUAACUAAAUGGGAAGUAUAUGCCAUUUUCAGGAAUUCUGUUUAUGGACUUUGAACACUGUAUCAGGAUGCAGCAAAUUAUAGCAUAAUUAUUGAACAGACAUUAUGCUGCAGUGAAAUGUAGCAACAGGAAUUCAAUAAUAUUGACACCCUCACGUGGAAACUAAAAGGACCAGAUUGUCUUAUACAUACUUGAUUAUAAACAAUGACAAACAUUGAUUGAAUCAAUAUUCCAUGAUUGAAUCAACAUCAUGAAUUGUUUGAACAUUUACUGUGAAAGAUGGAGAGCUCGUAUAAAAAAGGCCAGGGACAAGAGAAGGGAGAUAAAUGUGAAGGACUACAUGAUUGAGAAUCAAUCAGAUUCAACAUUAGGGAGAGUACCCGGACAAGUCAGUGGUCAGCAGUUUGUCAUCCAGAAUUGCAAGAACUGCAACAUUUAUGUAUUUGAUUACAUAGCCGCCAUAAAUAUAGAUGAUUGUGUAGAUUGUAAUAUUUUUCUUGGACCUGUUAAAACAAGUGUGUUUAUCCGGGAUUGUAAAAGCUGUCGAGUGAUAGCUGCCUGUCAGCAAUUCCGGACCAGGGACUGCAGUAAGGUGGAUAUGUUUCUCUGCUGCAACACUCAGCCCAUUAUUGAGGCAUCCUCUGGUAUGAAGUUUGCCUGCUACCAGUACCAUUAUCCUGAACUGAAAAUGCAGUUCAAGAUGGCAGGUCUGAGUGUAUUCAGCAAUAACUGGGGAACUAUCCAUGACUUUUCUCAGGAUCCAGACGAACAACAUUAUUCCCACCUAUCAGAGGACUCAAAAGUUGACGACUUUGUACCUCAACCCGAUACGGAGCAGUUUCAGUCAAUGACGAUAUCCACAUCUCAAAAGGACAGUGUAGUACCAUUAACACUGGGCCCGAGGAGGAAACCCUCAGAUGAGUCAUGUCUGGUCGUCUUCUUCAAUGAUGGCAAGAACACCAACACUACCAGGGCACGCCAAUUUAUUGAUAAGCUGCUUGAAAACCACCCAACCAUUGUAUUAGUACAAACGCGAGAUGUGACCAUGGAGCCUAAUGAUGCUUUACGAGUGUUUGGAACAGAAAAUUAUUCUCCAUUUGUUCAAAGAGGAUCUGUUAUAGGGUUGGAAUUUAAUGGAGACAGCUGUGUAGAGACUCUCCAUGCAGCAUUGAAUGUGUUCCAGCAGGAACAAAUCUGUGACUUUUUCUGUUCUGAAAGCCGCUCCGAAGCAGAGAAGCAGAUUGAGAACUUUUACAAUUAUGCAGACAUGCAAAUGGCUGUAUGAUAAUGUGACUAAUUUAAGCCUGUGUUAUUUAUGCUGUUGAUGUCAUUGUGUUGUUAGUUAUUUUCUUUAAGGAAUACCUGUGAGAAUUAAUACAAUAUAAUGUAUUUAUUACUAGUAUUCAAACAGAAGAUAAUAUGCUGUACUUUAUCGAUAAGGCGAAAAGUAAUCAUGUUGUGAUCUCAGAUUUUUUUACCCAGUCACAGUAUCUACUGUAAAAGUGGUUAUUCAUGCGUGGGGGAAAUUUACACUAAUUACGCGGUCACUUAAUAAGUAAUAAGUGCGUAAAUUUCCCCCACGUAUAUAGUCAUAAAUAUUUGAUAUGAUAUAUAUCAUAUUCGAUUACUGUGUAUUUUCCCCCCACGCAUUAUGUUGGACAUGGAAAAACGCGUACCUAACCCACAGCCUAAAUAAUCACUUUUAUAAUAAACUAGUUUUUAUCACGAAUCUUACCUAUCUCUCCAUACACAGAUUUCGCUCAGUAAUUUGUUUACAAUCAGGAAAUUCGUUUAAUACCUAUUGUUUACGGUAUUUAUGUAUCUAGCAGAAACAAAAUAAGGGUGACGCAAAAAGAGCGAUAUGCUGUAGAAUGACUAAUUUUCAUGGAGACUGAUUUUUGUCGUUAUUGUGAUGGACAUGAAUUGAAAUCACCCAGUGAACGACCAUUAAACCACAAAGUCAAGACUCCAGGGACACUUUUUUUUUCUUCGGUCAGGAAAAUGUGAUGCCUUGAAAAUACUGUAUGUGUUUUUAUUUUAGUGGGAUUCAAAUUUUAGCAGCUUUGGUGGUGAAGCAAAAGUGCUAAUUCAUGGUAGCGCUAGAGUGUGAAAUUCUCUAUUUAUCCAUUAUCAUAUACAUGUAUAGACGAAGCGCUAAAUCAUGAUUAUGCUAAACAGUGCAUCGUCUCCAACUGCACCAAAUUUUAAAUAUGCUAAACUAAGUACCCUUUCAGUAAGUGACUGCAGGAUGAACUAGGAAUGUGUCCCUGCUUUUUUAUUUAGAUUUUGUUAUGGUUCAUUUCAGCAGUCCUUCAGUAUGAUGAAUUGGACUACAUUGUCAUAAACAGGGUUGUAUUUGUCAGUUGUGGUGCAGUUAUUGCUGCAUUAGUUCAAUUGUUAAAGUGUUUAAUUUGUAUGAUCCAUUUACUUGCUAACUGUGGAAUCCACCAUGUUUAGAUAAAUUUCAUAGCAACAGUCUCCCUUUAGAAGCUUUAUGUUGUGGUCAUGUUACCUCGGAUUAUUUCUACAUGUAUGGAAUUUCCUUUGAGAUUAGUUGUACAUAUAUGGUUGUAAGUAUACAUGUAAUGCUUGGUAACUCUUCUAUGUACAACACAUUUGUAAGAAAAUGGAUGUUGGGGUUGUCUACCCUUUGCAUUAGUAGCUGUAGAAUUUUUACUGUGAAACAUUCCGUCCUUUUCAUUGUGUAAUUUACAUGUAUUUCAAGUGAAGUUUAUCUUUAAACUUUAAAAAAAACGUGGUGCGGUGAAAAACAUGAACAAAACUCUUCAUUUCUUUUACUGAUUUAUUUUAAACACAUCGCCUCUCAUUUUGCUUCAUACGACAAUAGAUUUCUAGAUUUGAUUAGAGAUCAAUUCAUGAACACAAAAUGUAUUCUUGCAUAAAAGUUUGUAUUCACAUUAUCAUGGGAACUUUAUUUCUGCAGAAAUGCAUGAUGUUUCCUUGGCAUGCACAUAGGUUUUGUGAAUAAUUUUAGAUCUGUAAUAAUGAACAAAUUGAAUGUUCGAGAAAUGAAUGUCUCACAGAUAAAUUCGACAAGGAAAGAUUGCAGAAAUAAAGUCUCGUGUUAAUGAAGUCAUUUAUUUUCAGUAAUAGAUGUUUCAUCUUAAAUCACAUCUUCGCAAGCCAAGUGGUCGACAAGACAAAAGCAAGCAAAUUUAACCUUUGCAUGCGAAGAUGUUUCAAUCAUAGAAUUCUGUUAACUAAGAGAAUAUGACUUAAUGCAAUUCCAUAAUGCUGAUGUAAAAGAAUACUGUACAUUUUGUGAUGGUGCAAUGAACACUCUUGUGGAACAGAAUGAAUAUAUCAACAUAGAUCCAUUUCAAUUGUCAAUGUUAUUUGUCUUACUGAAUUAAUAGAAAAGUAAAUACGUAAAAUCUGUC
Ostrea edulis (European flat oyster) is the source of this 3802-nucleotide messenger RNA. RefSeq names its product protein XRP2-like. The coding region runs from base 652 to 1686 and encodes 344 amino acids. The transcript is spliced from 9 exons. Gene Ontology annotation, cellular component: cilium; periciliary membrane compartment. Gene Ontology annotation, molecular function: GTPase activator activity. The record is from RefSeq and is a predicted model, not a curated record. Gene Ontology annotation, biological process: post-Golgi vesicle-mediated transport. NCBI's taxonomy places the organism in Eukaryota, Metazoa, Mollusca, Bivalvia, Ostreida, Ostreidae.